CCCUCUGCUGACUGAGGCGUGUUCAAUGAUGAAUAUUUUACUGAGGAGCUGGUUUAUUGGUUCCAAAGUUCAAAGGAACACUUUCAGACUAGAGAGAAGCUCUUUAGAGAGCGGGAAGCGGCAAGGGCACACACAUUUAUUAAGGUGGUACUACUAACUUCAUCAUAAUUAAAUCUGCUGGACAGAGAUGCCAAUAGUGCUUUGACGGCAAAGGACAAGAGGAAGACAAACUUCAUGGAUUCAUCAAAGACAAGUGUCAAUGCUGCCACUAGUCCAAAGCAAAAGGGUGCCUUUGCUAAACGGGUUCAACGACAAUUCAGCAGAACCCAAGAGAAGGUCUUACAGAGGUUUGGCAAGAGUGAGGUGACCAAAGAUGAACAAUUUGAAUAUUACGUCCAAGAUCUAAACGAACAGCAGAGUGAUGGGAGUAGGAUAUACAAAGACCUUAAGGCGUAUCAUAAUGCUGUCAAAGUAAUGAGAGAGGCCUCCAAACGGCUCUCUCAUUCUCUCUAUGAUACUUAUGAAUCUGACUGGAAUGGACUUGAGGAUCUAGGGGCCAUUGUGGAGGGACAAGAUCUUUUAUGGAAUGACUAUGAGACAAAAGUCUUAGACCAAGCUGCGCGCACUAUGGAGUCUUACAUGACUCAGUUUCCAGAUGUCAAGGAGAGAGUGGCCAAACGCAACAGGAAGCUGGUAGACUACGAUUCUUCACGUCACCACCUGGAGGCGCUGGAGAGCGCCAAGAAGAGAGAUGACGUCAAGAUAGCUAAGGCGAAGGAAGAGUUGCAGACAGCCAAGAGUGUUUAUGAAGAUAUCAACAACGAACUUAAAGAGGAACUGCCUGUCCUUUUUGGGAGCCGUAUUGGAUGCUAUGUGUCGGUAUUUCAAGCCAUUUCCAACCUGAGUGAGGUCUUGUAUAAAGAACUGAACACGAUAAACCGUGAUUUUCAGGAUGUUCUCACUGGUCUGAAAGAUCAGCAUCCAGACAAAGUGUUUGUUAUCAACAACCUCCAACGCUCUGCCUCAAUGAAAAGGAGAUCACUGAUCUCACCAAGGGCAUGGAGGGCCAGCUUCUCAGAGUUCCAGUCUACCAUCAGUCCAAGAGGCUCCCUUCGAAGGAAGAAUCCAACCAGCCCUCUGAGGAGUGUGGCCAGACCCUCACUAGAGGGAUACAGCCCUGAGCCGGAGCUUCGGCCCACUCCAGCGGAGUCCAUCGUUGAAGUCCGAGAUGACGAGGUGAGCUCAACUCACUCCGAGCAGCCGCUGGCAGAGGCCUUAAACGGAGCAUCUGGCGCCAGGUGGAGUGAAAAGGUGGAAGAAGAGGAGAAGGAGGAGGAGGAGGAAGAGGAGGAGGAAGAUGAGGAAGAGGAGGAGGAGAAACCACAAGAGGAUGACAAACAAGGCAAGCAAGAGCUUACUGCGGAGUCUGCUGCUGCCGGAGCGGGCCCAAAGGCGGCCAACAGCAACUACCCUGAGGCAAAAGCAGCAGAGGAUCCACAGGUGAACAAGCCUGACAGCAGUGAGGCACCUGUCAGCAAUGUGGUGCUGGAGAAUGGAGAGGCAUCUGACAGACAAAAUGCUGGGGCCGAUGUCUCCUCCACACAUAGCAAAGGGGCAGCUGCCAAGGACUCUGGCCUUCACAGGGAGACAGUGAUGUGACACCCAAUACCGUAUAUAGAAAAGCAACAUUCCAUGGAGGGGUCAGAAGAUCGUAACAUAACCUUCCAUCAAGACAUGGGAUGGCUGGCAUGCAGCUCGCCCAGAUAAACACAGCCUUGUUUUUGUCUAACAAAAAUGAAAAGGGAACACAGCCACUGUUUUUAAAUUGAAUAUAGCUAUUGCCUGAUUCCCGAAUAAAUCUAUAUGUUGAAUAUAGAAUAGUCUAUAUGAGAAUAGGCUAUGUUAUUCAAUCUAUGUUAUGACUCAACAGGUCGGCAUAUAGAGGAAUCCACAAAUUAAAAAUGUUUUAGCCAAUGUGCAAUCACCGAAAGUCAUAAACUGUAACAUCUUCUUUUUAAGCCUUGUUUAGAAAAGUGCGACAUUCAGAAAAUCUCUGAGCAAUAAAACCAAGUUUUAUGUGUCUUUUUAGGGAGAAGGUUCUACAUUGCAAUUGUCCUGUAAUAAUAGGGCCUAAAUCAGAUGUAAUGUGUUCUUCAAUGGCUUAAACGUAAAUAAAUGAUCAAAAACA
Alosa alosa (allis shad) is the source of this 2188-nucleotide messenger RNA. It is a transcript of the gene bin2a, whose product is annotated as bridging integrator 2a. The record is from RefSeq and is a predicted model, not a curated record. Lineage: Eukaryota; Metazoa; Chordata; Actinopteri; Clupeiformes; Clupeidae. The transcript has 14 exons. The coding region runs from base 235 to 1659 and encodes 474 amino acids. Gene Ontology annotation, biological process: phagocytosis, engulfment; plasma membrane tubulation; podosome assembly. Gene Ontology annotation, cellular component: plasma membrane; podosome; cytoplasm. Gene Ontology annotation, molecular function: protein binding; phospholipid binding.